UUUCGAAAACUUCUUUCCAAUUUUAAAGCUUGAGGCAUUUAUGCUUUAGGAAGCUGUUCAUUGUUGACUCAAGAGUCUUCUUCAAUUUUAUAGUACUUUUAACUUUGAAAGAAUAUCAGGUGAUUCUACAGAGGAAUACAAAAAGCUAGGUGAGAUGAUGAAUAUAGAAACAUGAUGGAAUCUUUUAGGUGAUCUGAAUUUCUAAAUUUUUCUAUAAACUCCUUUGUUCUUGUUUUCACAGAUCACCUCAAAGAGCAAUCUGAAAUCUAAAGCCACAUAUGCUCAUGGAGAAAACCCCCCCUUUCUUUUCUCUAUUUAUGAUGUUGGUGCAAUUACUUGUGACUAAUGCAGUUACGAAAAAUAUUGCCACAGACCAAUCUGCUCUCCUAGCCUUCAAAGACUCAAUUACUUAUGACCCUCAAGAACUCUUGGCAACCAAUUGGUCCACCACCAACUCAGUAUGCAGCUGGAUUGGCAUAACCUGCAGUGCUCGCCACCUCAGAGUCACAGCCUUGAACCUUGCUUACAUGGGUCUUAUUGGCACCAUUCCUCAAGAGCUGGGAAAUAUGUCAUUCCUCGUUGAGCUAGAAAUGAAAAGAAACAGAUUUCAUGGCUCUCUGCCCAGAGAGUUGGUCCAUUUGCGCAGACUAAAUUAUAUUAACUUUGGAUUCAACAACUUGACUGGAAAGAUUCCAUCAUGGGUUGGGUCAUUACCAAAACUUCAGUUCUUGAAUCUAUAUGGUAAUUGGUUUUCAGGUCCCAUUCCUGGUGCCAUAUUCAACAUAUCUUCGUUACAAGUACUUGAUCUCAGUGAAAAUCAUCUUUCUGGGGGCAUUCCUUCCAUAGUCAAUGCAACCUCACUGCAAUAUUUGAUUCUAUAUGAUAAUGAUCUUUCAGGUUCCUUGACUUUCGGCAAUCUUGGCAUGUCUAAUACUUUGGAAUUCAUUGAUCUCACAUACAAUAGCCUAUCUGGUAGCAUCCCAGAUGGUAUGUUUAGGCUGCUUCCGAAAUUAGAAGGGCUUUAUCUAUCUUCAAAUCAGUUUUCUGGUAAACUUCCAUCAAGUUUAUUCUUCUGCAAACGGCUACAAAUUCUGCAGCUCGCAAUCAACAAUUUCACUGGAAGUUUGCCUACACAAAUGGGGAACUUAACCUUGCUCAGACGGUUGACUUUUGACAAGAACAAUUUACAAGGCACAAUUCCAUAUGAGGUUGGUAAUCUUACAAAUUUGGAAUUUUUGAGCCUGCAAUCCAAUAAUUUAACGGGUACCAUUCCUGCUUCUCUGUUCAAUGUCACUUCUCUACAAUUCAUGUACUUCAUGGAGAACAGUCUCUUAGGUGGCCUCCCAGACAAUGUGUGUCGGCAUCUUCCCGUUCUGGAAUUAAUAGAAUUAAGUAGCAAUCUACUCAGUGGUCAGCUGCCUUCUAAUCUACACCAAUGUAGAAAGCUUCGUUCUAUCUCGCUUGAUUCAAACAGACUCAGUGGAAGCUUGCCAAGAACCAUUGGGAAUUUGACUCAUUUGACACAGCUUUAUCUUAAUGACAACAACUUGACUGGUACAAUACCAAAUGAGGUCGGAGAUCUUCGUAAACUGAAGCGUUUGUCACUCUCAAUAAAUCACUUCAAUGGCCUCGUUCCGUCAAAAAUUUUCAAUAUAUCCACAUUAAAAUUAAUUGAUCUUACUGAUAACCGUCUCUCAGGUGGCCUCCCAGUAAGCGUAGGCCUUGGGAUUCCAAAUCUAGAGUGGCUUUCUGUUGGAGGAAAUAGACUUGAUGGAAUAAUACCUCACACCAUCUCCAAUGCCUCCAGGCUCACAAACCUAGACAUGGCUGACAACUUGUUUUCUGGCUCCAUUCCCUGCUCAAUCAGCACCCUACGUCACCUCCAGUGGCUCAAUCUGAUGUCUAACAAUUUGACCAUGGAGUGUCCCGCUGAAGGAGGGAGCAUGCUCCCUUUCUUGGCUAACCUUAAGUAUUUGAGGAACUUUAUGCUAUCAAAUAAUCCAUUAAAUUCAAUGCUUCCCACUUCCAUUGAGAACGUCUCUACUUCUCUUCAAUCUCUUGAACUAAGCAAUUGCAAGAUAUGGGGUAACAUUCCCAAAGAUAUCGGGAACUUAAGUAGACUGGUGAUUGUAAACUUAUCAUACAAUGGAUUAAGUGGAUCAAUUCCAGCAACAGUGGGAAGAUUACAUGAGCUCCAAGGUUUGUAUUUCAAUGACAAUGACUUGCAAGGAUCCAUUCCGCAUGAACUGUGUCAACUAGAUAUGGUGACUGAAUUAUUAUUGAAUAACAAUCAUCUCUUUGGAUCUCUACCUCCGUGCUUGGGGAAUCUUUCAGCCUUACGAAGUCUAUCAGUUGGUUUCAACGAAUUGUCUUCAACUAUACCUUCUACCUUGUGGAGCCUUAAAUACAUCUUGCAUACGAAUUUGUCAUCGAAUUCAUUCUCUGGAUCUCUCCCAGACAAUAUUGGAAAUUUAAAGGUAGCAAUAAAUUUAGAUUUUUCGAGUAAUCAGUUAUCUGGCAGUGUCCCGAGCACAAUAGGUGGCCUGCAAAAUUUGGUCACUCUUUCCUUGGCAAACAAUGCAUUUCAAGGUUCUAUUCCUGACACAUUUGGCAACUUGCUAAGCAUAGAAUCCUUGGAUUUGUCUAAUAACAGUUUUUCUGGAGUGAUUCCAAAGUCUUUGAACGUGCUCUUGCACCUCAGACAUCUAAAUUUAUCAUUCAAUAGGCUAGAAGGUGAAAUUCCAACCGGUGGACCUUUCACAAACUUCUCUGCUCAAUCAUUCAUGCAGAAUAGUGAACUUUGCGGAGCACCACGACUACGAGUCCCCCCAUGUAGAACCAGCGGUCAUCACCGACUAGCAACAAUCUUGAAAAUUGUCCUACCACUGGGAGUAUCACUAGUGGUAUUUUCAGUGGCACUUAUUUUCAUUUUGAAAAAACACACAGAUAAUGUGGAACCUGCAGAAGUGAAUAGCCCUUUAUCACCACUGCUAAUAUGGAGAAGAGUUUCAUAUGAAGAACUACAACAGGCCACGAAUGGAUUUCACGAAAACAACUUACUUGGUCGUGGGGCCUUUGGUUCGGUGUAUGGAGGAACACUAUUUGACGGGAUUAAUGUUGCAAUAAAGGUUUUCAAUUUGCAAGUUGAAGCAGCGUACCGGAGUUUUGAUACUGAAAUUGAAGUAAUGGGCAACAUACGCCAUAGGAACCUCGUCAAAAUUAUCAGUUGCUGUUGUAAUAUUGACUUCAAAGCGUUGGUAUUGGACUACAUGCCUCAAGGAAGCCUUGAGAAUUGGUUAUAUUCUCGCAACUCUUGCCUGAAUUUCCUGCAACGGUUAAACAUUAUGAUGGAUGUUGUGUCAGCAUUAGAAUACCUUCAUUACGGUUGCACAGUACCUGUUGUUCACUGUGAUUUAAAGCCCAGUAAUGUGCUGCUAGAUGGGGACAUGGUCGCACACGUCACUGACUUUGGCAUUGCAAAGCUCUUGGGUGAAAAUGCGUCUACGAGACAAACGAUGACAGUUGCCACAGUGGGAUAUAUGGCUCCAGAGUAUGGAUCGGAGGGAAUUGUUUCGGUACGAGGAGACGUGUACAGCUUCGGUAUUUUGCUAAUGGAAACUUUCACAAGAAAGAAGCCAACUGAUGAAAUGUUCCAUGAGGGGAACUCCAUAAAGCAAUGGGUUGCAAAUUCAUUGCCAAAUGCUGUGAUUGAAGUGAUGGAUGCCAGUUUACUAAGAACAGAGGAAGAAGAACAACAUAUAGUGAUGAAGGAUUGUUUGUCAUCCAUUAUGGAAUUGGCUCUAACUUGCUCUGCAGACUCACCUGAGGACAGGGCUAAUACCAAAAAAAUUCCCGGGGCGCUUGACAAAAUCAGAAAAAAGUUUCUAGUCAAGCAUAGUCAGUUCACCCCAAGUUUGGCAAUACGGUAAAGGUCUGAAGGGCCCCAGCCACCCCAGGUUCAUGCUCAUAUAAAAUAAAUAAAUAAAUAAUUUUACCAUGUGUAACUGCGUAUUUUAGUUGGUCGUAAUUUUUUUCUCA
This is a messenger RNA of Malania oleifera, 4038 nucleotides long. RefSeq names its product probable LRR receptor-like serine/threonine-protein kinase At3g47570. Gene Ontology annotation, biological process: protein phosphorylation. The record is from RefSeq and is a predicted model, not a curated record. The transcript is spliced from 4 exons. Gene Ontology annotation, molecular function: ATP binding; protein kinase activity; protein binding. Bases 279 to 3929 code for a protein of 1216 amino acids. NCBI's taxonomy places the organism in Eukaryota, Viridiplantae, Streptophyta, Magnoliopsida, Santalales, Ximeniaceae.